AUGUUACCACGGAUAGCACUUUUGUUGGUGUUCAUCAAAGAGAUCUUUGCUGGAUAUGUUUCACAAAGCGGCGGCACAUCUUCCCGAGGUGGAAGUCGAUGCUAUAGCUGCAUGUCGCGAUAUUACGGUGUCACCUGGCAGUUUGCCGGCUAUUCAAGGAUAUAUGUAGAGCCAAGGGCAUUCACGGACUCCUGCCGGAAUCCAAUGACUCGAGGAGCUGAUGUACCGUUCGCGUACUGCGGAGACGAGUCAAAUUGUAUUACUAUGGUAGAAGACUUGAAAAUAGUUUACGCGGUUGCCACCUGUUACAGACGUGUCUCGUCAAGAUUCCUUGGCCAAAGUGACAAGGGUGGGCCGCCGAAAGUUCGUCGAUUGACAAAGGGACGAAAAGUCGUGGCUGAAAUUAGCUAG
This is a messenger RNA of Cooperia oncophora, 411 nucleotides long. Lineage: Eukaryota; Metazoa; Nematoda; Chromadorea; Rhabditida; Trichostrongylidae. The record is from the annotation of a GenBank genome assembly.